This is a messenger RNA of Nematolebias whitei (Rio pearlfish), 1149 nucleotides long. RefSeq names its product relaxin-3 receptor 1-like. The record is from RefSeq and is a predicted model, not a curated record. Gene Ontology annotation, cellular component: membrane. Lineage: Eukaryota; Metazoa; Chordata; Actinopteri; Cyprinodontiformes; Rivulidae. Gene Ontology annotation, molecular function: G protein-coupled receptor activity. Gene Ontology annotation, biological process: immune response; G protein-coupled receptor signaling pathway. The transcript has a single exon. Bases 1 to 1149 code for a protein of 382 amino acids.
AUGGAGGAGGUGUUUAACCAAAGCGGAGCUCCGAACCGAAGUUCUGCGGGUGAUGACAAGUUCACUUUUGAGGACAUCGACGUGAGCGCGGACGGCUCUCCCAUCCUGAGGAUAUUCAUCUCGGUGGUGUACUCUGUAGUUUGCGCGGUGGGUUUAGUGGGAAACCUGCUCGUUUUCUUCCUCAUGAGGCUGAGACAAGGUCGCAAAAGGUCCACCAUCAAUGUUUUCAUCAUCAACCUGGCCGUGACGGAUUUCCAGUUCGUGCUCACGCUGCCCUUCUGGGCCGUGGACACCGCGCUGGACUUCAGCUGGCCGUUUGGAGACGCCAUGUGUAAGAUCAUCCUGUCGGUCACCGUCAUGAACAUGUACGCCAGCGUCUUCUUCCUCACCGCCAUGAGCGUGACCCGCUACCUGUCUGUGGCAACCGCGCUGAAAAAGAGGUCUUACAGGAGGUCUCGGUGCGUAAAGUGGGUGUGCGCGGUGCUGUGGCUGGCUGCCACCGCGGCCACGGCUCCCACUGCCAUCUUCUCCACCGUGACUGUGGUGGCCGGGGAAAAACUGUGCCUCCUCAAGUUUCCAGAGGGACACGACUGGCUCGCCCUUUACCACAUCCAGAAAAUAUUAAUAGCCUUCGUGGUGCCCAUGUUCAUAGUGACUGUGAACUACCUGAUGCUGCUGCGCUUUGUGCGCAGGAAGAGCAUGGGCAGCAGCAACCCCAAGCGGAGGUCCAGAGUCACCAAGUCCGUCGCCAUUGUCGUUCUGUCCUUCUUCUUCUGCUGGAUGCCGAACCACGCCAUCACCUUCUGGGGGGUUUUGGUGAAGUUUAACGCAGCCAACUGGGACACGUCCUACUACACGGUGCACACCUACGUGUUUCCGGUCACCGUGUGCUUGGCGCACACCAACAGCUGCCUGAACCCGGUUCUUUACUGCCUGAUGAGGCCGGAGAUCAGGAAGAUGCUGAGCAGCUUGUUCUGGAGAGUCUCCACUCCUCCCCAGAGCAAAGGCUGCACCACGCGCUCCGUUACGCACGGAGCAGAGGUCCAGGGGGUCGUGCCUCUGCAGAUUCUGGACAACGCGGAGUACACGCUGUCCAUCAUAGACCGGAAAGGUUCGUCGAGCUCCAAGGUAAUCUCGUACACGCACUGA